This is a messenger RNA of Hevea brasiliensis (rubber tree), 4277 nucleotides long. Its product is annotated as chromatin modification-related protein eaf-1. The record is from RefSeq and is a predicted model, not a curated record. Lineage: Eukaryota; Viridiplantae; Streptophyta; Magnoliopsida; Malpighiales; Euphorbiaceae. The transcript is spliced from 5 exons. Bases 204 to 3560 code for a protein of 1118 amino acids.
GUUUUUCCCCCAACUGCUAAUUGCAGCUUCUUAUUGAAUCAAACAAAGGUCUUGCUGAAACCAUUGGCAAGAUAACAGUUCAUUGUCUAUACCAUAGGAGUGGAUGCACGUGGCAGGGUCCUUUAUUUGAAUGUACUUCUCAUUGUUCUCGAUGUGCCUUCGGUAAUUCUCCUGUUGUAUGUAACAGGUGUGGAUUUCAAUUUAUGCAUCGUCAAGUGCAGGAGCAUGCACAAAAUUGUCCUGGUGUGCAGCCUCAAACCCAAUCUUAUGCUGCUCAGGAUGCUACAGCCCCAGGGACAACACCUGUUGGUGGUCAGGCAGGAAAUGUUGCCACUCAAGUUCUGUCAUCCCAAACUGCAGCAUCUUCAUUGCCUGGACAAGAUCCCAAUCAGCAGGCCAACCGAACUGCACUGCACCAGUCUGUAGUGCAGGCUACUGUGCCCACAGCAGAACAGUGGUAUCAACAGCUGCAACAAUAUCAACAGAACUACCAGCUGUGUCUGAAAUAUGAUCCUUACCAGCAGCAUUAUCAGCAAUACUACCCUUAUCUACUGCAAGCAGCUCCACAAUACAAACAACCUCAGGUUUAUGGCAUGCCUCAGCUCCCUCAACCCCAAGUUCAACCUCAGGCUCAACUGCAAACACAAUCUCAGUCACAUCCACAUGUUCAGCUGCCUGCUGGUGCUCAACCCGUGAACCAGCCACAAGUCAAUCCACAGCAACAAACUCACAUGACAUCUCACCCCCAGUCUCAAACACAAUCACUGAUACACCCACCUCCCCAUGGCCAACAGCAAUCUCAGGCAACCCACCCUGUGCAGCAUCAUCCAGGACAAGUUCAAAUGCCUCAAUAUCCGCAGCCCCAUUCACAGGUUCAGCAUCCACAAACCCAAGUUCAAGCACAGGCUCAUUCGCAACUUCAUCUCCAGUAUCCCGUUCCUCAGCCUCAAUCUGUACCCCAUUCACAAGGUCUGCCACAAACAAACGCUCAACAUCCUAUGCAGCCUCAUCAACAACCUUUCUCUUCUCAACCAAACCAGCCAAUGAUUCCUCCUCAUCUCCAGACUCAGCCACAGCAUUCAUCAGCCAAUGCAGUGACAGAUCCCCAACCACAGCCUCAACAGCAAAUGCAGCUGGGAGGUCCACAACAUCCUGCACAUUUUUAUCCUCAAGGUGGGCCUCAACCACAAUCACAUCUUGUCCAAAUGCAAAGUCAGUUCCCUCAACAACCUCUGCUGUUGCGUCCACCACAAUCUCAAGAUCCAAUGCAAAACCCUCAACAACCAGGUUUGUUACCUUCACCUGGUCAAGUCCCUAAUGUUCCUCCUUCACAACAGCAGCCAGCGCUUUCCCAUUUUCCCCAUCCUGGACUUCCUCAUCAACGCGCUGUUAUGCAGUCAGUCCAACAACAAGUUCAUCAGCAGUAUGUGCAGCAGGAGCAAUUUUCGGGUCAAGGACUGGGGCCUAUUCAGAAUCAAGUGUCUCAGCAAGGUGCUCACGCACAGCAACAGCUGCAUGUGCAGUCUCAAUUACGUCCCCUGGGGCCAUCCCCAACAUUCCAUCAUCCUUCUCAUGCCUAUCCACAACCACAGCGGAAUGUUGCAUUACCACAUGGCAGGCAAUCCCAUCAGGCCCAAAUUCUAGGAGGAAGGCCUCUGGUGCCAUCUCAUGGAGUGCCAGCUCAGCCACAUCCACACUCAUCUGCCAACAUGCAGGUAAGGCCAAUGCAGGUUGAUGCAGGACAAUCAGGAAACUCCACGAGGACCAACGACCAAGAUCAAUUGUCUUCUGAGCAACAAUCUGGGGCUACUGCAAGACUAUUCUCUGAGAGAAAAGGGGAUCACAUUAUUGAGAAAAGUUUAGAGGCUGAAUCUACUAAUAAAAAUGAUAAAAGGGAUCCUAAUGAUUUGGAUGUUGCUUCUGGUGUUGGAACUAAUGGCAAUAAACCCAUGGAUGAAGUCCAGGAUAUUUCAGAAUCUCUUGGAGCAGAGAAUGGAGGGUUUUUGAUGAAGCAGUUUAAGAAACAACCUAAAGAGGCCAUUGAUGACCAGAAAGAUGUUUCUAAGACUGAACACAAAAGAGUUGAACAUUCUGUGUCAGAAGACAGGGAAAUGAAGGGCAGCCAUCUGUUGAGAACUCCAUUGCAGGAUGGUAGGUACCUUGAAGACCAUAGUAUGAAAUCAGAGAAGAACAGGAAUGUGACUCCUCAACAUUCUGGAGGCUUCUCCUUGCAGAGUCAGGUGCAAGGGGAGGGCUUGGUACAGUCCUCUCAUUCGGCUCCAAUUGCUGACCACGGAAAGCAACAGCCUCCUUUAAUUCCUCAUGGACCUUCUGUCCUUCAACAACGGCCUGUUGGGUCCCCAUUGUUACAAGCGCCUCCUCUUGGACCCGCACAUUGCAUGCAAUUGCCUGGGCAUCCUUCUGCUUUGUCUAGACCUUUGGAUUCUGGACAUAUGCCUCAUCCUGGACAACCUUUUAAUCCACUCCCUGAACAUCUCCAGCAACCUUUAUACAAGCAGUCUCUUGUUGCUGAAGUCUCUCCUGCUGGCAUUGCAGAUCUGGGCUCUACUUCAGUCUUUGGGAGGGAUCCAAGUCAUUAUGGUCCACAAGGACCAUAUACUCAAGGUCAUGGACUCCCUUUGCAAGGUGAAAGAACACCAUCAUAUGGCCAUGAGUCUGACAUGUUUCCAAAUCAGAGGCCCAAUUAUGCGGAUGGCAGAAGAAUAGAUCCACUUGGGCAACAAAUUGGCAUGCACACAAAUGCAAUGGGAAUAAAUGGUGCCCCAGGGCCAGACUCCUCGGAGCCUGGAUUAAGGGAUGAUCUGUCCAGGCCUUUGCCAGAUGAGCAUAAGAGUCCAUUUCUACAGAAUCCAGCAAGAAUUGUUGAUCAGGCAGAGUUUGAAGAAGAUACUAUACAAUGUGGGAAUCACUUGCCCCCUUCAACGCCUCUUGAUAGGGUACUUCAUGGUUUUGGUAUGGAUUUACCACUGAAACCUCAUGAUAAGGGGCUGCAUGCUAUGAAUCAUGAGAAGGGUAUGGAUUUAACACUGAAACCUCGUGACAAUACUGCAGGCAGCCUGCCAGAUUCUGCUCGAACUCAACAAGAUCUUUAUGGGCUAGUUCAUAGAUAUGGUCCUCAUCAUAUGGAUGGUUUGGCCCCUGGAAGUCCAGGUGGAGAUUACCCUGGCAAAUCCUCACAUAGAUUUGGGGCCUCUCCUGGACUUGAUGAUAUUUCUGGCAGGGAAUCACAUCAGUUUGGUGAUUCAUUUCAUGGUAAUAGGUUUCUAGUUUUGCCCAGCCAUUUGCACAGGCCUGGAUUUAGGAGCAACUUUUCCCUCAAGGGAAUUCCUGGGGAUGGUGGAUUCUGUACAGGUGACUUGUAUACUUUUGAUGGUUUGAGAAGGAGGAAGGCAUCUAGCAUGGGAUGGUGUCGCAUUUGUAAAGUUGACUGUGAAACAGUUGAAGGCUUAGACAUGCAUUCACAAACAAGGGAGCAUCAAAAGAUUGCUAUGGAUAUGGUUGUGAAAAUCAAGCAGAAUGCUAAAAAGCAGAAAUUGUAAGUGAUCAUGGGAUUUAACAUUCCAUUGCAGCAGGUCAUUUAUUCAACUUUUGAUAUUUGGAAGAAUCUUCUAUUACUCCAUUGUUUGCUUUGUUUUGUAGAGCUAAAAGUGAUCAUUCCUCACUCGAUGAUGCAAGCAAGUCAAGGAAUGCCAGUUUUGAGGGCCGUGGGAAUAAGAAUUAAGUUGUGGUGCCAUCUUGCAAUGUGGAUCACCUGAAUGCAUUGCUGGCUCAGGGUUGAUUUUUUCUCUUUGGUAUAUUUGAACUUGGUGACAUAGGUGACUCAACCCUCGAUUUCUCUGCUUUCUGGGUGGUUUUGGUAGUCCCGUCAUUUCAAGUUGCUGCCUUCUUAAAGGAAGUGGCUUUCAGGCCUGAAGUUAUGUGGCAUUGCUGAACCAUGGAAUGGAUCCAGAGUUCUUGGACAUGGUAGAAACUAUGACAAAGGGUGACUACAGGAAAUGCAUGGAACAGAGAUUCAAGGAAAUGGUAGCCAGCAAAGGCCUUGAUGCGUCUAAACUGAGAUUGAAGAUAUGGAUUGGGAAAGCAUCUUCUUCCUUUGCAAUCUCCCUGAGUCAAACAUUGCUCAAGUUCCUGAUCUCCAUGAUGAACGCAGGUGGCUUGCAAAACAGUUCUUGCAUCCUGAUAAUGUUCCAGAGUAAAAUUAUAUUUUUCUUUGGGAUAAGGACGUUGGAGUCGAAAAUUUUGAUCCUAAAUGGUAU